Molecule: messenger RNA, 2894 nt
Organism: Myotis lucifugus (little brown bat)
Lineage: Eukaryota; Metazoa; Chordata; Mammalia; Chiroptera; Vespertilionidae
Gene: GPR85
Product: G protein-coupled receptor 85
Exons: 2
Coding region: 354-1466 (370 amino acids)
Biological process (GO): G protein-coupled receptor signaling pathway
Cellular component (GO): plasma membrane
Molecular function (GO): G protein-coupled receptor activity
Source: RefSeq, a predicted model, not a curated record
UGUUGGUUUUUUUUUUUUUUUACAAUAAACUACAUAAUGGAAGUACAUUCAGACAAUGCAUCUUCAGUCGGGCUUAUUCAAAGCUCCAUUUUUGGAAAGCGUUGCAAGACUGAGGACCAUCAGCCUGCGAGCCGCCGGAAACAGUUCCCUUGCAGCACAGAAACAAUCUUCUCGCACCAUCUUCGCAUAUUCUGAUGGCAAAUCAAAUGGAAGAAAAGAGGAAGCAUGACAGCAGAUUGGAUCGAUUCUCUUUGUGGAUUACAUUUGCAGUAAAAUGUAUGGGUCUGUCUUUUCCUUGUUCUGUCUAGAUCAUGAGACUUGACUAAGGCUGUAUCUUUAUCCUCCAUCCAUCUAUGGCGAACUAUAGCCAUGCAGCUGACAACAUUUUGCAAAAUCUCUCCCCUCUAACAGCCUUUCUGAAACUGACUUCCUUGGGUUUCAUAAUAGGAGUCAGUGUGGUGGGCAACCUUCUGAUUUCCAUUUUGCUGGUGAAAGAUAAGACCUUGCAUAGAGCACCUUACUACUUCCUGUUGGACCUUGGCUGUUCUGAUGUCCUCAGAUCUGCAAUUUGUUUUCCAUUUGUAUUCAAUUCUGUCAAAAAUGGCUCUACCUGGACGUAUGGGACUCUGACUUGUAAAGUGAUUGCCUUUCUGGGGGUUCUGUCCUGUUUCCACACUGCUUUCAUGCUCUUCUGCAUCAGUGUCACCAGAUACUUAGCUAUCGCCCAUCAUCGCUUUUAUACAAAGAGGCUGACUUUUUGGACGUGCCUGGCUGUGAUCUGCAUGGUGUGGACUCUGUCGGUGGCCAUGGCGUUUCCCCCAGUGUUAGAUGUGGGCACUUACUCCUUCAUUAGGGAGGAAGAUCAAUGCACCUUCCAACACCGCUCCUUCAGGGCCAACGAUUCCUUGGGAUUUAUGCUGCUCCUUGCUCUCAUCCUCCUAGCCACACAGCUUGUCUACCUCAAGCUGAUAUUUUUUGUCCACGAUCGAAGGAAAAUGAAGCCAGUUCAGUUUGUAGCAGCGGUCAGCCAGAACUGGACUUUUCAUGGCCCCGGAGCCAGCGGCCAGGCAGCUGCCAAUUGGCUAUCGGGGUUUGGAAGGGGCCCCACACCGCCUACCUUGCUGGGCAUCAGGCAAAAUGCAAACCCCACGAGCAGAAGAAGGCUAUUGGUCUUAGAUGAAUUCAAAAUGGAAAAAAGGAUCAGCAGAAUGUUCUACAUAAUGACUUUUCUCUUCCUAACCUUGUGGGGCCCCUACCUGGUAGCCUGCUAUUGGAGAGUUUUUGCAAGAGGGCCGGUAGUACCGGGAGGAUUUCUAACAGCUGCUGUCUGGAUGAGUUUUGCCCAAGCAGGAAUCAAUCCUUUUGUCUGCAUUUUCUCCAACAGGGAGCUGAGACGCUGUUUCAGCACAACCCUUCUUUACUGCAGAAAAUCCAGGUUACCAAGGGAACCUUACUGUGUUAUAUGAAGGAGCAUCUGUAAAUCUUUAGCCUUCUGAAACACUGACCUUCUCUCUUAAGCAACUGUGGCCUGUAGCCAUAUCUUGAGAAGAAAAUCAAGAAUGGGAUUAGUGGUUAUAGGGAUUUGGGGGACUUUCUGCAGUCUUUGCAAUUGUUCACCGAUAAUCCUAUUUUAAAUCUCAGAGUGAUCCUGCUGACUGCCCAUGGAGGUUUGAUAUUGAGAAAGGACUGAACCACUGCCCUCAGUUUCUUUAUGUGGGUGAAAACUAGGUAAUGAAAUUAGCAGGUGCUAAGUAUCAGUGCUAAAUGCUGUGUAUAUCACUACUUAUGAAAAAACAUUUCAAAAAAAAACUAGCAUUGGACAUCUUAAUAAGUUAAGUUGACUUGAGGUAAAUAUGUUGAUAAAAACUAAUUUUAGAAGUUUGAAGAGUUUAAAACAUUUCAUACUAUUAUUGUUUUGCAAAUACUAAAAUACUUGGGGACUUAAAGUACCAUAAUCCACUAAAGAUAUGCCAUGAAUUAUUGAAUUGUGACAUUUAAAAAAAUCAUCUUGUAAGUUUGGAGGUGCAUUCCAAAGCAGUAUAUUGGUUCCAAUUAGAGUUUACUUUUUUUAAAAAAAAAUGUGUGUUUAUUGAUUUUUAGAGAGAAAGGAAGAGGGAGGGAUAGAGAGAUAGAAAUAUUGAUGAGAGAGAAACAUCAUUGAUGGGCUGUGUCCUGCACGCCCCCUACUGAGGAUUGAGCCACAAUCCAGGCAUGUGCUCUGAACAGGAAUCAAACUGCUGACCACUUGGUUCCUGGGUAGACACUCAACUGCUGAGCCACACCAGUCGGAGCUAGAAUCUACUUUUUAAAAAUUAAUACAUUACCAUUACUAAAUACCACUUUCCUUACCUACUAGUUAAAUUGCUAGCAUUGAACUGUAUUAUUUGAUUUUUUUUGAUUUGGUACAAAAUUUUCCCAAUUUGCUUUUAUUUGGCCUGGAAGGCUACAUUAAUGGUACAAUUGAGCUGUUCUAAUCAUUCAGAAUAAACAUGUGUUGCUUUGAAGAGUUAUCUAAUAUCUUUCAUCUUACUUAGUAUUGGAGCAAAUAGUCAAGGGAUAGCAAAUCAGUAACUGGUCAUAAUGCAUCUGGAAGUACAUGGAAGAUCAUUUAUACUCUCUUUUCUUUUUCCUCACGUGGUUUAAAAAUUAAGGUGCACAUUAUUGGAAUAAUGAAAUUGUGCUACUCAUUCUAGUAUGUUCUAAGAAGCAGGCAGUUGAUGUAUGUUUAUAUUUUAAGUCAGCUGUCCAGGGGAGACCAGCCUUAGUAUGACAUCCUGCACAGUUUGUGAAGUGUGUAUUCUACAGAGGGCACAGUCUUGUUUAUAUUUUCUGCACAUUCAGUGUAUUUGUCAUUUAAAUUAUUUCAGAUUUAACUUGUGAAAGCUUUAAUAUGA